UCGCGUCCACCUUUCUCUUCAUGUCGACGUCCCUGGAAACAGUCACACGGAUGCCAUGGUUACUUCUGCCACGAUCUUACAGGUGAACAAGGUGAUGUCCAUCUUGUUUUAUGUGAUAUUUCUCGCGUAUCUCCGUGGCAUCCAAGGUAACAACAUGGAUCAAAGGAGUCUGCCUGAAGACUCGCUAAAUUCCCUGAUUAUUAAGCUGAUCCAGGCAGAUAUCUUGAAAAACAAGCUCUCCAAGCAGAUGGUGGACGUUAAGGAGAACUACCAGAGCACCCUGCCCAAAGCAGGGGCCCCCCCCAGGCCGGAGCAGGGCGAGCUGGCCAAGUCGGAAUUCCAGCCUGUGACUGCGAUGGACACAGAGCUGUUACGGCAGCAGAGACGUUACAGCUCGCCCCGGGUCCUGCUGAGUGACAGCACCCCCCUGGAGCCCCCUCCCUUGUAUCUCAUGGAGGAUUACGUGGGCAGCCCUGUGGCCGCCAACAGAACGUCACGGAGGAAGAGGUACGCCGAGCACAAGAGUCACCGGGGGGAGUACUCCGUAUGCGACAGCGAGAGUCUGUGGGUAACCGACAAGUCAUCGGCCAUCGACAUUCGGGGACACCAGGUCACGGUGCUGGGGGAGAUCAAAACCGGCAACUCUCCCGUCAAACAAUAUUUUUAUGAGACACGAUGUAAAGAAGCCAGGCCUGUCAAGAACGGUUGCAGGGGGAUUGACGAUAAACACUGGAACUCUCAGUGCAAAACGUCCCAGACCUACGUCCGAGCACUGACGUCAGAAAACAAUAAACUUGUGGGCUGGCGAUGGAUACGGAUAGACACCUCCUGCGUGUGUGCCUUGUCGAGAAAAAUUGGAAGAACAUAGAUUGGCAUUUCUCCCCAUAUAUAAAUUAUUACUUUAAAUUAUAUGAUAUGCAUGUAGCAUAUAAAUGUUUAUAUUGUUUUUAUAUAUUAUAAGUUGACCUUUAUUUAUUAAACUUCAGCAACCCUACAGUAUAUAAGCUUUUUUCUCAAUAAAAUCCGUGUGCUUGCCUUCCCUCAGGCCUCUCC
Neomonachus schauinslandi (Hawaiian monk seal) is the source of this 1053-nucleotide messenger RNA. It is a transcript of the gene NTF3, whose product is annotated as neurotrophin 3. Gene Ontology annotation, biological process: nerve development; nerve growth factor signaling pathway; negative regulation of neuron apoptotic process. The coding region runs from base 56 to 868 and encodes 270 amino acids. The transcript is spliced from 2 exons. Gene Ontology annotation, molecular function: growth factor activity; nerve growth factor receptor binding. Lineage: Eukaryota; Metazoa; Chordata; Mammalia; Carnivora; Phocidae. The record is from RefSeq and is a predicted model, not a curated record.